GGUGUUCGACGAAAUGUCGCCACAGAGAUGACAUUCCGUGGGAUCCCGGAUCCGCUCUCGGGCCGGGCAGCGUGUAGAGGGGGCUCAACAUCUUCCUUUUGAGUGUUUCGGAAGUGACGCAUGAGCUUGGAUGAUCUCAGAACGGGAGCGUUCGUGGAUGGGUUACAAGAAGCGGGAGAUGGAGUUUGCCGUUGUCUCGUAGAAGUCAGUCCCCGAUCUCUAGCAAUGAGUGGCGUCCUUGCUUGAACAACGAAUCUUUUCCAAAUAACGAGCGAGGAGGAUACUAGAGGUUAGAGGAGUCCAUACCAAAGCAACCGGGACCGGUCUGGGCCAGGACGGCCGAGUGCGCGCCGGUCUCUUCUAUGUUUAGAUGUCGUCAGGAAGCUGUUCGACGAAAGUCGCCACAGAUGAUGCGUGGGCUUUGAUGAUCUACUAAGGAGAAAGAGCGUCCGUGGAUGGGUUACAAGAAGCGCCGGGAUCGAAUUUCACGUUGUCUUGCGGAACUCAGUACUCGUUUUCUAUGCAAAAAGUGACGCCUUUGCAUGCAACAAUAAUCUCUUGCAAAUGACGAGCGUGAUGGAUUCUUUCUCAUGGCCUGUGCACGUACUGGAUUCAGGGAACCAUCUCCAUUGCCAAAGACCAAGAACCGCGUCCGAAGGCCAGAUAUUUCAGGGAACCAGGCCAGUUGAGUUUGUGUUCCAUCAUAGCAUGUUCCUGGACCAGGGGGUUUGCAUCUCCAUGCUAUAAGACACAAACAGACAGACAGACACUAGAAGGAAGUCUUACCAUGUAUCUGCAUGACUCUGAAUUCUGUUGUCCUUUACCUCAAAGCCUGCACAAUCAUCCAGAGAAAGAAGACUCCUGUUGUUGUUAUCCAAAGUAACUCUUGGAAGGCAAGACCCAUCAGAGGACAACUCCACAAAGGCUUAAGCUCAUAUCCUGCAGCUUACAUGAGGGCUAAAGGAACUGCAGAAACUUGCUGGGCUACCUGGAAAGCAGCAAUGUGGGAAGAAAAGGAAGGCAAGAAUCUUCUUGGUAGGACAAGGAGGUAGAAGUCACAGUUGCUCACAGGAACUGUAGCUGUAGGUAUGUGUGACCCAACCAACCCAACUCAACUCAACCCCCUCUCUCUCUCUCUCUCUCUCUCUCUCUCUCUCUCUCCCCAUACUUGCUAACAGGGCCAACACCGUAUCCAAUAUAACCAAUCCACUUCAUGCCCAUGUCCUCCCCUCUCUUCCUCUUCCUCUCCUAGACCACACCAUACAUCUCUCUCUCUCUCUCUCUCUCUCCCCCCAUACUUGCUAACAGGGCCAACACCAUAUCCAAUAUAACCAAUCCACUUCAUGCCCAUGACCGCCUCUCUCUUCCUCUUCCCCUCCUAGACCACACCAUACACCUCUCUCUCUCUCUCUCUCCCCCUCGCAUUCAUGAGGCAAUGAGAGACCGGCGAAUGGAUAAGUUCGUCAUCCUUCCCUUCUCCGGCGGCUGUGUCUCACAGUCGAGCGUUGCAGUAUGCGAGAACCAACCGAAGAGAGCAGCACAGACUGAGGCAGCUCCGGCAACAAGUGGGAAGCCCAGGAGCUCGUCCGGCGUUCUUCCUUUUCGAAGGCCCUGCAUCUCUACAGGGUUCCAGAAACUAGUGAGGAGCAUCAAGAGCUUAUCCCAGCAUCUCGUGUUCUACAAGGAAGAGGAUGAAGAGGUGGAGAUGGAAAUUGGGUUCCCCACCGACGUGCAACACGUCGCUCACAUAGGGUGGGACGGAUUCAACGGCAUGAGCAGCAAGACAAGCUGGGACAAGCCGCCUGCACAGUUCCUUACCCUCCCUCCCUUCUCGCUGAAGCAGUUUGAGCUGGCCAUGACCGCACAAGCCGGCGCCCCUCCUCCUCCUCCUCCAUCCCAUGGUCCCGGUGGGUCUUGGCCGCAGUGAGGCGGUGCGAUGCUUGCUUUGUUCGUUCCCUUGGCUCGUUGUGUUUGUUGCAGUGUGUUGCUUCUGCUGAUAGAAAGCGGGCACGUGAACUUGCGUAGCUUGCUGUCAUACGAGGACGACCUCUUGCCGAUCAGAUCAUCAUAAUAGUGCAAUGAGAGAGACGACCACCCGACUGGUGACCCCCAUCUUGUAGUUCACAUGAUUUGGGCAGCCAUCAAUUACUUUCAUAUCGUGCCGUAUGCGUGUACAUAUAAUGUUAAGAUUAAAGUUGAAGCAAGAGGAGGAGACGUGGUCUUGUUUGGAUGUGUGACA
This is a messenger RNA of Musa acuminata AAA Group (dessert banana), 2239 nucleotides long. Its product is annotated as CRIB domain-containing protein RIC4-like. The record is from RefSeq and is a predicted model, not a curated record. The coding region runs from base 1436 to 1927 and encodes 163 amino acids. The transcript has 5 exons. Lineage: Eukaryota; Viridiplantae; Streptophyta; Magnoliopsida; Zingiberales; Musaceae.